Hippocampus zosterae (dwarf seahorse) is the source of this 1721-nucleotide messenger RNA. RefSeq names its product keratin 98 (gene krt98). Gene Ontology annotation, molecular function: structural molecule activity. NCBI's taxonomy places the organism in Eukaryota, Metazoa, Chordata, Actinopteri, Syngnathiformes, Syngnathidae. The record is from RefSeq and is a predicted model, not a curated record. Bases 7 to 1158 code for a protein of 383 amino acids. The transcript has 6 exons.
AUAGUGAUGCUUUUGUGUUGUGAGAUCCUCUCCAGUAUUUCUCCUUGGUCCACAUCCAGAUCAUCCAUCAUGUCUUUUAGCACGAAAUCCUACGGCCAGAAAACGCUGAGCGUCUACGGUGGAGCCGGCGGCCGCGGCACCCGAAUCUCCUCCACCCAGUCAUGCUACGCCGCCGCUCCUGGCUUCAACCUGGCCGAUGGCCUGGACCUCCACGUCGGCGCCAAUGAGAAGACCACCAUGCAGAACCUGAACGACCGCCUGGCUUCUUACCUGGAGAAGGUGCGCAGCCUGGAGAAGGAGAAUCAGCGCCUGGACAAGCAGAUCAGAGACUGGUACCAGAGCAGAACGGUCAUCAGCCGCGACUACUCCAGUUACUUUGCCAUCAUUGAUGACCUGAAGGAUAAGAUCUGUGUCGCUGCCAGGCUGAAUGCCAGGACAAUUCUGGAUAUUGACAACGCAAAAUUGGCUGCUGAUGACUUCAAAAUGAAGUAUGAGAAUGAGCUGGCCAUGAAAAUGACCGUGGAGGCCGACAUCGCUGGGCUGAAGAAGAUGCUGGAAGAGAUUAACUUGUCCAGAGUGGAUCUGGAGUACCUGAUGGACAGUCUGAAGGAUGAGCUAAUCAUGCUAAAGAAGAACCACGAAGAGGAAUUGGCUCUGCUCAGGAGUCAGAUGGGCGGUCAAGUUAAUGUGGCAGUGGACGCGUCGCCGUCUCCAGACCUGAACCAGAUUAUGACGGAGAUCAGAGAUCACUAUGAGACUAUGAUCGCCAAGAACCGCAGGGAGCUCGAGACCUGGUACCAGAACAAGAUCGCAGCAGUAGAGCAGGAAGUGAUGACACAGUCAGAGUCUCUGGUGACCUCCCACUCAGAAAUCAAUGACCUAAAGAGCACCCUCCAGAGGCUCCAGAUUGAACUGCAGUCCCAUCUCAGCAUGAAAGCAUCCCUGGAGGGCAGCCUGGAGGAGACACAGUGCCGCUACGCUGCACAGCUAGCAGGCCUCCAGAACAUGGUCGUGAGCUUAGAGGCUCAGCUUUCACAGAUCCAUGCCAACAUCACCAGCAAUAAGCACGAGUACGACAUGCUGUUGGACCUUAAAACUCGACUGGAGCUGGAGAUUGCAGAGUACAGACGGCUGCUGGAUGGAGAGAAUGGCAGGUGAGGAGGAGACUAAAUUUUAUUAUGUAAUGGAGUAAGAUGAGUAGUGACCACAGCAAUCACAUCAUCAGAAAUAAACAGAACUAAUCUGUUCUGCUUUUAUUCUUCUUCCCUAGCUCAAAGCAAGGUGAGUAUCCUUGAAGGCACGUUAACAUUUAAUAAGGUUGAAACACAAGGACUGCAUUUGCUCAUGUUUCUCUUCUUUCGGACAGUGAUCACCAAGACCAUCACGGUGAUGGAGACGGUCGUGGAUGGAAGGGUGGUUGAGAGCAGCAAGACUGUGGAUGUAGAUGUGGAUCAGAUUGAGUGAUACCUGGGAAGAGACUCUAACUCAGGAUGUCCUAAUCCGGUCCUCGAGUCCUCUAUCUUGCGUGUUUUAGAUUUUCCCCUCCUCCAACACACCUGAUACAAAUGAUCAGCUCAUGAGCAAGCUCAGCAGAAGCCUGAUAAAAUCAUUUCUACACGGUGUGUUGGAGGAGUGAAACAUCUAAAACAGGCAUGAUAGUGGCCCUUGAGGAUCAGAUUUAGACACCUCUAUGUCUAACCUAAUAAAGAUCGCGUGGUUAA